UUAAAAAGAUAAAUUAACAAACUAAUCAAAAAUGUUUGAGGCUAGACUUGUACAAGGUUCUCUUUUAAAGAAAGUUCUUGAGGCAGUCAAGGAUUUGCUCUCAGAAGCACCAUGGGACUGUAGUUCAACAGGAAUAAGUUUACAAGCUAUGGAUUCAUCACAUGUUAGUUUAGUUUCUUUAUUAUUACGUGCAGAUGGCUUUGAUACUUACAGAUGUGAUCGCAACUUGUCAAUGGGCAUCAACCUCAACAGCAUGUCCAAGAUCCUCAAAUGUGCCUGCAAUGAUGAUAUAAUCACAGUGAAAGCUGAAGAUAAUGCUGAUACAGUCACUUUCGUUUUUGAAUCUCCAAAUCAAGAAAAAGUCUCUGAUUAUGAAAUUAAAUUGAUGGACAUUGAUUCUGAACAUUUAGGUAUUCCUGAUACUGAGUACAACUGUGUUGUAAAACUUCCUUCAGCUGAAUUCCAAAGAAUAUGUCGAGAUUUGAGCCAAAUUGGUGAUUCUGUUGUGAUUUGUUGUACAAAAGAAGGAGUUAAAUUCUCAGCCAGUGGUGAUCUUGGAUGUGGUAACAUCAAGUUAGCCCAAAGUACCAAUGCUGAUAAAGAGGAAGAGUCUGUCACUAUUGAAAUGAACCAGUCUGUUGUACUGACAUUUGCUCUGCGAUAUUUGAAUUUCUUCACCAAAGCUACACCAUUGUCUACUCAUGUUACACUCUCCAUGUCACAAGACGUUCCACUUGUGGUGGAAUACAAAAUAGCUGAUACAGGUUACAUCCGAUAUUAUCUGGCACCAAAGAUUGAAGAUCAAGAAGACAACUGAAUAUAAAACAGUUUCUGGAAGAAAAUUCUAUAGAAAAAUGCUUUAACAACUAAUGAAGCAACCUGAACUUGUUCUAGCCACAAGUUAUUGAAGACCUUUUCUCUGACUAUUUUAGUAAUUAAUCACUUAAGCACUAAUUCGUCCAUUAUUACUUUCUCUCACUACUUUCAUAUGUAUAUAGUGUCUUUUUACCUAUUGAACAAUAGGGUAUGCACAGUUUGUUUUUAAUGAAUUAGGGUUGUCAACAAUACAAACCUCUAAUUUGGUCUCCUCCCCUUAGAGAUUCGUUUGUGGCAUUGUUCAUUAUGGGGGCUUGUUAGUGGGUGUAAUUAAGUUCAGCAUGCGUUAUCCUGCCCUAGCCUGAAAAAGGUGGGUGGUUAAGAAUUACAAAGUCAAUAUCUUAAUGAAAAUUUGUUUUUAUCCUGCUAAUCGUGAUAAACUACCAUUCAGUCUUCAGACUAAGAACACUUAAAAGGAAAUCAUUAUUAUUAAGGUGAUGGGCUAGAAAAAUUGUUAGUAUUGGUCAAAGUACUUAGUGGCAUUUUUUUCUGGUUCUUUACAUUCAAAUUCCAGAGGUCAACUUAACCUUUCAUCCUUUUGGGGUCAAUACAUUUUAGGACCAGUAAAAUACUGGAAUCAAUGUAACUGAGUUGCCUUCCCCUCAAAAUUGCUAGCCUUGUUCCAAAAUUAGAAUUAUUGCUAUAAGAGUGGCAGGUUGAUAAAACAGCAGUGUUGAGACUAAAUUUAGUCUUUAGUUCUAUUUUAACUCUGCAUUGGCUGAUGAGAUUAGUACCAGUUAUAUACUGAGGUGAUUUGUACUUGAUUCUAAUGUGAUUGGCUUGUCAUCAACAAACCAGUUGUGAUCUUGUUUUGGUUUGUCAAGUUGCGGGAUGUUUCAUUUUUAACUGGAGAAGAUGUUUUAAUCUUGUCCCAGUCUUUUAUUACUGCCAAUCCUACUCAUCAAAAUAUAGGUUCUCCCUUCCACAAAAUUGACCCUGGAACAUAACCUUUCAUAAAUAUUCAGUUUUUGUGUGUUUGAUUCAAACUACAUACAUUCAAAGUAGAGUAGAAGCCUUAUGGAAUUGAGGAAUUCUCCCACAUGAUAAAAAAAACAAAAAACUUUUACAAAACUCAUGCAAAUAAAAAAUAUCUACUUUUU
This is a messenger RNA of Octopus sinensis (East Asian common octopus), 1976 nucleotides long. Its product is annotated as proliferating cell nuclear antigen. NCBI's taxonomy places the organism in Eukaryota, Metazoa, Mollusca, Cephalopoda, Octopoda, Octopodidae. The record is from RefSeq and is a predicted model, not a curated record. The transcript has 5 exons. Gene Ontology annotation, biological process: translesion synthesis; mismatch repair; regulation of DNA replication. Gene Ontology annotation, molecular function: DNA polymerase processivity factor activity; DNA binding. Gene Ontology annotation, cellular component: PCNA complex. The coding region runs from base 32 to 817 and encodes 261 amino acids.